AGAAGAGGCCACCAACAAACCACUUGAUCAUUAGAUAACGGUGCAUAUUUCGAUGGAAUAAUUUUUGCAAUCGACGAUCAGCUCUUUCAAGCUGUAUAAUGUUCGUUCUCAUACCCUCAUUCAAACCUCAUUCCCCUGAGGACUUGUGAAAGUGUAACACAAGUUCGUUGAUGUGAGAGGUCUCUGAUGGCUCUACAUCGAAUGUGUGAAAUGUCUCUCUCUCAUUUUAUUUUAUCCCUCUUUACUGUUCUUUUUGUCUCUUUUCAUGGCUGUGAUGCCAUUCAAUGUCUUAACGAGGCAAACCAACCGGUGGAUUGGUAUUACUUGUAUAAACUGCCGAUGAUCAAAACGAGCUCCUCUUUUCUUGUGAAAACUGGUGUUGCGUAUGCCUUCAUGACCUCGGACACAAAUGAAGGCUGGCAGAUGUCAAACUAUGGUAUUGACAGCAAAAAUUCUUUCCCAGGGCAGACUCUAGCUCAUCUGUACGAAGACGCAGCAAAUCAAGUGUCUGAACCAUCCGAUGAAAUGUGGAUGAUGUAUAAUGAUCAACCUCCAAAUGGCAACGUCAGUUUUACCAAAGGCCACUCUAAAGGAGUCAUCGCUGGGAAUAAUGAUGGUGGAGUGUGGCUGGUUCACAGUGUACCCCACUUCCCACCUCCGCCUGAAACAAAGACUUACUCAUAUCCCAAAACUGGCAUGAAAAACGGUCAAAGUUUCCUAUGCAUAUCUAUGAAUGCCCAGGCUCUGGAUACCUCAGCUUUGCAGCUGAUCUUCAAUAAUCCCUUGCUUUACUCUCAGCAUUUUGGCGAAGAGGCUCUCACUCAUUAUCCACAACUGCACAAUGUUUCGAAAUUUGAAGGAAAAGUGAAGAGUCCUCCUUACACCCACAAAGUUGAACUUACUUCAAAGUCCGGCUCCAGUUUCAUUUCUUAUGCCAAGACAUCAAAGUUUAAGAAAGAUCUGUAUGAUGACUACCUGACGGAGGAUUUGGAAACUGCUCUACGUGUCGAAACCUGGCCGAAUGGCAAAGAUCGCCUCCAGUCUGACUGUGUGAAACCUUUCCACACUGAAAACAUUGACGCAGUGAAGAUUGGUCUGGACGAGUUCUCUUCUCACAAGGAUCACUCCAAAUGGGCUAUAUCUACCGAUGAUACAAAACCUUGGACGUGUGUUGGUGAUAUUAACCGAGCGAAAACUCAGUUUGUUCGGGGUGGUGGCACUGUAUGUUUCCAAGAUCCACGAGUUCACGCUUCUUAUUAUCAAGUUGUGGCUGGUGUUGAAGGUUGCUCCAACCCGCCAAACCAUGAUCUAGAAAAAUCUCAUAAAAAGAAAUCUAAGAUGUCAAAAAUAGCAGCUUUCUUUGACUAUAUUCGUAGAUAUUAUAAAGCAAUUUUAAAUGAGAUUUAGAGUUAAGUUUUGUCACUUUGUAAAGUGGCUUUGUCCCGUGACCUUGAGUGCUUUUGCACAAACGUGAUGCAUUUUAAAUUAAAGACUGAGAUUUUUUUUUCAUAAUAUUUUGACACAAAAUUAGUGUGAAAAUAUAUUUUUUAUACCUAUUUGUGGAGGCAGAUGUCAAACUCACAUGGAAAAUUGUGAUGUCAUAGCAUACUUUUAAACUUAAAAAAGUAAGCACUGCAAACAAAUGGUUGCUUUUAUUUUUUUAGGAAUUACAUUUUAUCCAAAGUAAGAUGAAAUUAACGCAGCCUUGUACUUUGUCCAGUUUGUACCAACUGUCAAAACUGCUUACUUCUUGAAAGUAAUGAACUGACAAAACUGUGAGCUUCAAACAGCAUUACAUAUACCUAAUAUUUGACUGAUGAUUUCAGACUCCUCUUUAAUGAUAAAGAAAGAAAUAAUCAUAAUGAAAAAAAAAAUGAUCUCAAGUUCAUUUCUGACGUAUUUCAGCAGAUUUCUGAAAUUACUGGUUGUCCAACUACAAAUCUGUCUCCAGGAAAUGGAGAGGUUUUCUUUUUAGAGAUGAGAGUCUUCAGUUGUUUAAAGAAUUUAUCUCCAGGAAAAAUAUGAAUCAUGCAGUUUAUACCUGCAGUUCUUCUCAAGUCAGUUAAGCCUUUUGUCUGUCGUUUAUUUUCUUAAAUAUCAGUGUGCUUUCUAUCUGGUUUUGUACCUGUAAUAAUCCUCAUGUGAGUGAGAAGUUGUGCCAAAAAUAGUUUUAAGUAGGUCAUUCUUUUACUGCAGUUGUGAUCAUUUUUUUAUUCAUCCCUGUAAUUUUUAAGGAGCUUUCAGCAGAUACAAAUUAUACUUCUCCUCAGCUCCUAUUAUAUUUACAAUGUGCAUCACUAAAAUAUAUCACUAUUGUCUCCCAAACGAAAA
This is a messenger RNA of Bemisia tabaci, 2331 nucleotides long. NCBI's taxonomy places the organism in Eukaryota, Metazoa, Arthropoda, Insecta, Hemiptera, Aleyrodidae. The record is from RefSeq and is a predicted model, not a curated record.